GUCAAUAUGGGAGAGAGACGCUGUUAGAUAUGUCAUCAAGCUGAAAUGACAAUAGUUGAGUAUCUGCUUAAUUAACUGUGUUUGAAUUCAAUGAAUAGUGUUAUUGAAACAUUCGUGACAAGGAUUGUAUUUUCCUGCAUUUUAUGCAAUAAUUUUUGUCAAACAUGAUUGUUUAUAAACUGAAGGAGAUAACAUGACAGACCAUGAUUGAUGGGUGAUAACGCAUAUUAAAUCUGUCAAAUUGGAUAUAGCCUUUCCAUGGAAAUAAAGUGAUGCUUUAAACAAGUGCAAAAGCAGGUCUGUCAAUGGACGAAUAGUUCACAUUACCAGACAGAGAUGUAUUCACCUCUUUCUCAUGUGGAUGGGGCUAGAAACUGGACAACAGGUGACCUCAGUUUGGAGAAGGCUUCGACUCUCGUGGGCUCUAUGGUGUACCUGUGCAUUCUGAUGGUAGUUGGAAUGGUAGGCAACAUCUUCGUAUUGCUGAUAUUUUACUUUAGAUUCAGUCCAUCAACGCAUAGAUGUUUCAUAAUAACUCUUGCCAUCUAUGACUUUUUCGCUUGUGCGGUCGGUGCACCAUGGGCAAUCGCGGAGUCAUUCUUCGCAUUUAAUUAUCAUGACGUCGCCACCUGUAAAAUAUUCAGAUUUAUACUGUACUAUACAUGUAUAGCCUCGAGUUUGACGUUAGUUCUUAUUGCAAUUGAACGAAGUAGAAAGAUAUGUACGCCACUAAAGUCACAGUUCAGUAUCCCUAUGGCAAAGAAGGCGAUAUAUGUUGUGGUGCUAGUAAUUUCCACCAUCUCCGCCAGCCCAGCAUUAGUGCUUUAUGGGAACAAAACUAUUCCGACAGGAUAUAAAAAUGUCACUGGCACAAAGUGCUUUGUUACCGAUCAUUUUAGUGAAACAUUCUGGCCAAAAGUGUUCAACAUCUAUCUGCUAGCUCUUGCAUUUUUGUCAACGGCCAUUAUGGCAAUAUGUUAUAUUCGAAUAGCAAGAGCUGUAUCCAGAAUGGGUAUGGAUAAGAUAGCAAAGCGGAUGAAGGCCUCCGAAAAGUCCAAUGCAAAGUCAGUUGAUUCGGUUGCACGAAGCGAGGACGACGUAAACGAUUCCGACUCAACAUAUCAGCAAGAUGUCAACUCCUCCAGCACGGAGCAAAGUCACCGGAUGUCACGUGGUGAAUUGAGUGGUACGUCACGUGACAGUGCUAAAGUUGCAAUGAGUACUGGUACAAAACAAAGUAGAAGUAAAUUGCGGAACAGAUCCUCGAAGUGGGCCAGUAAAGUUUUGCGGCGUCUGUCGUCGACAUCUGGUCGGAAGACAUUACGUGUUACUAAAAUGUUAACAUUUGUUACUGUCGCAUUCGUUGUCAGCUAUUUACCUCACCUUAGCCUGCAGCUAUGGAGCAUGUUUACUUCAAAGGAGAAAGAAAAUACCUUACCAACAGACAAUUUCUACCAAGUUUUGUUUCAUUCAUUUCUAUUAAACAAUUUAGUUAAUCCUUUUAUCUAUGCUGCCAUGGAUUUGAAAUUCAAAAACGAGCUUAAAAAGCUUUUGACUUGUGGCUUCAACAUCGCUGCUAGGAGUAAUAAUGUUUGAUUCAAAUUCCUAUUUCAAAUAUUUUACUAAAAAACUACAAGUUCUUGCUUUGAUUGUAUUGUAAGUAUUUUAUUCUAUCUUUAUCUUAUUAAUUUUAUUUUCAGAUGUCCAAUGAAUGUUUCUAGAAACUAUUAUUGCAUUGAUGAGGGGAAGCUUAUCUUUAUAAAUAAAUUAUACUUGCUUUCCCAGGCUUACAGACAGAGUUAAUUAUAUGUGUAAAACAACAGAAAAGAGAACCAUGUUGUAAUUUCAGACGGUGGUAAAUGGAGGCCAAGUAUUAGGAAAGGAAUUAAAAAGAAAAUAAAUAAUCUAAAUUUCGUCAACAGAUGGCCACACGUGUUGGUCAAAAGUUUGUUAAAGUUUUUAUAUUUUGACAGCCACCUAAAAACAUGACGAUGGCUUUCAUUUAAGUAAACAGUAUGGUAUUAAUUUAUAUAAACGAGUACUUAUCAAUACCUUCACAUAAAGAUAUUACAAAUAAUUUCAAAAAUGUGGAAC
This is a messenger RNA of Mya arenaria, 2094 nucleotides long. RefSeq names its product G-protein coupled receptor 84-like. The coding region runs from base 337 to 1596 and encodes 419 amino acids. The record is from RefSeq and is a predicted model, not a curated record. NCBI's taxonomy places the organism in Eukaryota, Metazoa, Mollusca, Bivalvia, Myida, Myidae. Gene Ontology annotation, cellular component: membrane. The transcript has a single exon. Gene Ontology annotation, molecular function: G protein-coupled peptide receptor activity. Gene Ontology annotation, biological process: neuropeptide signaling pathway.